Cajanus cajan (pigeon pea) is the source of this 2409-nucleotide messenger RNA. RefSeq names its product CO(2)-response secreted protease. NCBI's taxonomy places the organism in Eukaryota, Viridiplantae, Streptophyta, Magnoliopsida, Fabales, Fabaceae. The record is from RefSeq and is a predicted model, not a curated record. Gene Ontology annotation, biological process: proteolysis. Gene Ontology annotation, molecular function: serine-type endopeptidase activity.
UGUUUCCAAACCACACCAAGUGAAACUAAGAGUUAAGACAACUUGAAGUAACAUGAAAAUUAAUAAUACACUUUUCUUGCAUUUACUCUACGCUUUCUUACUGUUUCUUAGAGCGUCAAGCUCUUCAAAUGCAGGAAAUGGAAGUAAUAACAGUAAAGAAGUUUAUAUUGUGUAUAUGGGAGCUGCAGAUUCAACAAAUGCUUCUCUUCGGAAUGACCAUGCUCAUCUUUUGAAUUCAGUGUUAAGAAGGAAUGAGAAGGCUCUAAUACGGAACUACAAACAUGGUUUCUCAGGGUUCGCAGCUCGACUUUCGAAAGAUGAGGCAGCCACAAUUGCUCAUAAAUCUGGUGUAGUGUCUGUUUUUCCAGACCCUAUUCUCAAGCUCUACACUACACGUUCUUGGGAUUUUCUUAAAUACCAAUCUCACGUCAAAAUCGACACCAAACCAAACACGAUCUCCAAUUCUUCUUCAACGUCAGAUGUCAUACUUGGCAUCUUAGACACAGGAAUAUGGCCAGAGUCAGCGAGUUUUAGCGACGAGGGUAUGGGUCCAAUUCCAUCCCAUUGGAAAGGCACCUGCAUGAAAUCUCAAGACUUCAAUUCCUCUAAUUGUAACAGGAAGCUGAUUGGCGCAAGGUAUUAUGCGGACCCUAAUGAGGAUGAUGACAGCACGGCAAGAGAUUCAUUUGGCCAUGGGACCCAUGUGGCGUCCACCGCCGUGGGCGCCACCGUGGAAAAUGCAUCGUUCUACGGUCUUGCGGCGGGGACCGCGAAGGGUGGGUCCCCAGAUUCAAGAUUGGCGGUUUACAAAGUGUGUUCUAGCUUUGGGUGUCGUGGUUCGGCCAUUCUGGCGGCAUUUGACGACGCCAUUGCCGACGGAGUGGACGUGCUGUCGCUGUCACUGGGUGCUUCCCCUGGCUUCACGCCGGACUUGACGACGGACCCCAUUGCGAUCGGAGCGUUCCAUGCCGUGGAGCGUGGCAUCGUGGUGGUAUGCGCUGCCGGGAAUGCUGGUCCCAGUCCCUACACUGUAGUCAACGACGCGCCUUGGAUUUUAACCGUUGCUGCUUCCACCAUCGAUCGAGAUUUUCAGUCCUCCAUCGUCUUGGGUAGUAACAAAACCUUCCAGGGAAGAGCCAUAAAUUUCUCUCCUCUUUCAAAUUCUCCACAAUAUCCACUGAUAUAUGCUGAGGCUGCCAAGGCAGAUAACAUAGACUUAAUUGAAGCAAGACAGUGCCAUUCAGAUACAUUAGAUGCAAAUAAAGUCAAAGGGAAGAUAGUCGUUUGCGAUGGUAAAAAUGAUGAAACAUAUGUAACUAGAGAUAAAGUUGAUAUUGUAAAAAGGGCAGGAGGAAUAGGUUUGGUUCAUAUUACCGAUGAAGAAGGAGCAAUAGCAUCAAAUUAUGUGGACUUUCCAACAACGGUGAUAAACUCAAAAGAUGGAAUCAUGAUUAUCCAGUAUCUCAAUUCAACAAGCAAACCAGUAGCAACAAUUCUACCAACAGUUACAGAUCUUAAUCAUAAGCCUGCUCCUAUGGUGCCUAACUUUUCAUCAAGAGGGCCUUCAACGCUUUCUAGCAAUAUUCUCAAGCCUGAUAUUGCAGCACCGGGAGUUGACAUUCUUGCAGCAUGGAUUGGAAAUAGUGCAGAAGAGGUCCCCAAAGGAAGAAAACCCUCUCUAUUCAAAUUAGAGUCAGGGACUUCAAUGGCUUGUCCACAUGUUUCAGGGCUUGCAAGUAAUGUCAAAAUACAAAACCCUACCUGGAGUGUAUCUGCAAUCAAAUCGGCCAUCAUGACUACAGCAAUUCAAAAUGACAACUUGAAGGCUCCCAUAACAACAGAUUCAGGGUCAGUAGCCACACCUUAUGACUAUGGAGCAGGGGAAAUGACAACAUCUGAGCCGUUGCAACCAGGGCUAGUUUAUGAAACCAACACCAUUGACUACUUGAACUUUUUGUGUUACGUGGGACUUAACAUAACCAAUGUUAAGGUCAUCUCCAGAACUGUCCCUGACAAUUUCAGUUGCCCCAAGGAUUUGAGUUCUGAUCUCAUCUCCAACAUUAACUAUCCUUCCAUAGCAGUAAACUUCACUGGAAAAGGAGUUGUGAAUGUGAGUAGAACUGUCACAAAUGUUGGUGAAGAAGAUGAAACAAUAUACUCCUCUAUUGUCAAUGCUCCUAGUGGAGUAAAGGUUACAUUAACUCCAAAUAAACUUCAGUUUACGAAAAGUAGUAAAAAAUUAAGUUACCAAGUUACUUUCUCCUCUACUCUAACCUCUUUAAAAGAAGAUCUAUUUGGAUCUAUUACUUGGAGUAAUGACAAAUAUAUGGUUCGGAGUCCUUUUGUAUUAACUAAAUAGCCGGUUAAAAAGAGAGAUGAAUAAAUUCAAGUUUAGUUCUUCAUGGUGCU